Molecule: messenger RNA, 3883 nt
Organism: Pungitius pungitius (ninespine stickleback)
Lineage: Eukaryota; Metazoa; Chordata; Actinopteri; Perciformes; Gasterosteidae
Gene: tmc2a
Product: transmembrane channel-like 2a
Exons: 20
Coding region: 71-2935 (954 amino acids)
Biological process (GO): vestibular reflex; detection of mechanical stimulus involved in sensory perception of sound
Cellular component (GO): plasma membrane
Molecular function (GO): mechanosensitive monoatomic ion channel activity
Source: RefSeq, a predicted model, not a curated record
AGGACGGGGCUUAGACCGGGCCGGCGCUGCAGAGGACACACGGGACGGACGCUUUUUGUCCAUUUUCAUCAUGCCGAGAAAAAGAGAGACAGUUUCCAACGAUGAUGUUGAGAUUGAGGUGGACGGUGAUCUAAGUGGCAGCGAUGACGACGGACCCCAGAGGAGACCCAACAGGAGACAGGGAGCCGGGCGAGGAGGUGCAAAAGGAAGAGCCCGGGGGAAAAAAGCAGCCAGCGAGGAUGAAGACGAGGACGAUGAAGAUAAAGCUCCAAGGGGACGCAGGGUAGCAAACAAAAAGAAGCCCACGACAAAGAAACGUGGCGGUGGCGACGAUGACGAGGAUGACAGCGAGGACGAGGCUCCCAAGAGGAAGAAAAAAGCAGCAGUCAAUAAGAAGAAAGGAGGCAAAGCCCCAGAGAGUGAUGAAGAGGACAGCGAUGUGGGGAAGGGGAAGAAGGGAAAGAAGGCAGGGGGCAAGAAAGGGGGGAAGGAGGCGGAGAACACUAAGGGUAAGAAGGGGGAUGCCAAAGGGAAGGACAAGGGGAAAGACAAGGGAAAGGACAAGGACAAGAAGAAGAAGAAAAAGGACGAGAGUUCAACUGAUACCAACUCGGAGGAGGAGGAGGAGGAGUCCUUGUCAGAGGGAGAGAUGGCCCAGCUGUUGGAGGAGGUGGAGGAGAAGAAGAAGCUGAUUGCCACCAUCAGGAACAAGCCGUGGAGGAUGAAGAGGAGGCUAUUCGACUUGAAGGAGGCUCAGGAAUUCGUGGAUAAGUUUGAAGGAGCGUUGGGCAAAGGAAAGGGCAGGAAGUGGUUUGCCUACAAAGUGAUGAUGAAAAAGAAAUGGAUCAAGUUCCAGAGAGAUUUUGAGAAUUUCAGAACAGCCUGUAUCCCGUGGGAGAGGAAAAUCAAAGAUGUGGAGAGUCACUUUGGGUCAUCCGUGGCGUCUUACUUUAUCUUCCUGCGCUGGAUGUAUGGCAUGAACCUGGUGCUAUUCGGUUUCACUUUUGGACUGGUGGUCAUCCCUGAGGUUCUGAUGGGCCUUCCCUACGGGUCCAUUCCCAGGAAGACUGUACCCAGAGCUGACCAGGACACCGCACAAGACUACUCUGUCCUCAUGGACUUCAACGGCUACUGCAAGUAUUCAGUCCUGUUCUACGGCUAUUACAACGACCAGAGGACCAUUGGCUUGCUGAAGUUCAGGCUGCCUCUGUCCUACCUCAUGGUUGGAAUCGGCACCUUCGGCUACAGCCUGAUGGUUGUGAUCCGCACCAUGGCCAAGAAUGCUGAUGUCGGCGGUGGAGACGGAGACGAAAGCGAGUUCACUUUUGCCUGGAAGAUGUUCACCAGCUGGGAUUACCUCAUUGGCAACUCGGAGACUGCUGACAACAAAUACGCCUCCAUCACCACUAGCUUCAAGGAGUCCAUUGUGGAUGAGCAGGAGAACCAGAAGGACGAGAACAUCCACCUGCGCAGGUUCCUCAGGGUCUUGGCGAACUUCUUCAUCACCUGCAGCCUCGGUGGCAGCGGAUACCUCAUCUACUUCGUGGUGAAGAGGUCUCAGGAGUUCGCUAACAGGACCGACCUCAGCUGGUACGAGAAGAAUGAGUUGGAGAUUAUCAUGUCUCUGCUGGGGCUGGUGUGUCCUCCUCUGUUUGAGACCAUCGCUGAGCUGGAGGACUACCAUCCACGAAUCGCCCUCAAGUGGCAACUCGGACGCAUCUUUGCCCUCUUCCUGGGAAACCUCUACACCUUUUUGUUUGCCCUUUUUGACGAAGUCAACACCAAGCUGGAAGAAGAAGGAGCCAUUAAGAACGCCAGCAUCUGGGCCAUGAAAGAGUACUACGCCAACUACACGCUUUUGCUCAACGGGACCGGGGCGACCCCGCCCCCCAUGAGCCCCGCUGAUGUCAUCAGAGGACCCUGCUGGGAGACCGCUGUCGGCAUUGAGUUUGUGAAGCUGACCGUGUCGGACAUCCAGGUGUCCUAUCUGACCAUCCUGAUCGGUGACUUUGCGAGGGCGGUCAUCGUUCGCUUCCUCAACUACUGCUGGUGCUGGGACCUGGAGGCGGGAUUUCCGUCAUAUGGAGAGUUUGACAUCAGUGGUAAUGUACUUGGAUUGGUAUUCAAUCAAGGAAUGAUCUGGAUGGGUGCGUUUUAUGCUCCUGGGCUGGUUGGCAUCAACGUGCUGCGCCUCCUCAGCUCCAUGUACUAUCAGUGUUGGGCCGUCAUGGCCACCAACGUCCCGCAUGAGAGGGUCUUCAAGGCCUCCAAGUCCAACAACUUCUACAUGGGUCUGCUGCUCCUCAUCCUCUUCCUCAGUCUGCUGCCCGUCGUCUACACCAUCAUGACCCUGCCGCCUUCGUUUGACUGCGGCCCCUUCAGUGGGAAGGCGAAGAUGUUUGAUGUGAUCAUGGAGACCAUCAACCUGGACCUGCCGGCCUUCUUGGGGACGCUUUUCAGCUAUGCGGCCAACCCAGGCCUCAUCAUACCGGCUGUACUGCUCAUGGUACUGGCCAUCUACUAUCUGAACUCUGUGUCUGAGGCCUAUCAAAACGCCAACAUGGAGCUGAAGAAGAAGAUGCAGAUGGCUCGGGAUGAAGAGAAGAAUCGGAGGAACAACACGGACAGCACCAACCAGGUCAUGAAGGACCUGGAGGACCUGCUGCCAAACCGAUCCCUCAUGCCUCCUCCUCCACCACCUCAGCCCGAAAAGAAGCCGCAACCAGAAUCAAAGCCAACAAAAACGAAGCCCGGGACAGCGAGUAAAGGCGUUAAUCUGGAAAGAGACGUGGCUCUGGCAUCGCCCAACCCCAACCCCAACCCCAACGGCCGAGGCCCGGUGAGCCGGCCGCCGGGGCCGAGGGGACCUGCACCAACGCCGGGCGCUGAGCCGGGCCGGGGCCGCGGCCGUGGGAGGGGGGCCCCUCCGAGAUAACCGCGUGAGAGAAUCGCAUCCCUGCAGGCCGUGUUCAGGCCUCCAACCAUCUUGGUUCAUUCCACAGUAAGAGACAUAAAUGGGCACAAAAGCGAGAAGUUGUGGCACUUGAGAGAAAAGGACCUCCAUUAGGUCUCCAUGUCUCCCUCCUCUCUUCACAAGCUCUAUGUUGACCGUUGGGGGGUUGUCACAACACAACAACACAGUGCUGUAGAAUCAGAAACUUUUUCCUAACUCAUAACUUGAAGAAAGAAAGAAUGUGUGGUUGAUCCAUUCUCCUGCUCACGAGUGUCCUGAGUCAAUCAACCUUUCUGCACAUCCUUUAUUUAGACUCACACGGUGUGGAUCAGUUGUCACGUUGUCGAUGCUCAAGAUGCACGUCCCGAUAUCUUUGUUCAAACGAGACAAUUUAAGUUAGGAUUACUUUGUGCAAUUGUGCUAUGAAGAAAAAGUAAGAAUUAAAAAAGAAAAACAUUAAUCUCAGGACAAACUCUGUUUAAAUGUUCUAAAUAGCCAUCGCCAUAAAUACUUCUGAUAAUAUGAGAUACAGCAAGAUAGAGCUUCUUCCAUCCCAAACAAUCUUUCCGUGGCCAAGAAACAGACAAUUGAGCAAAAAUAAAUUCUUUGAAAAAAAAAGAUUGACAACAAAAUAUCUACAAAGACCGUUUUCUAGUUUCUAAAUGCAUCUCCCAGUCUCUGUAAACAUUCUUUAUGUAUUCCCAAUCAAAUAAAUCUGGGGUAUGAAAAGCCAGAUAUUUAGUACAAAUAAUGGCGUAACAGAUGAUGGAUAGUUCAAUAGAUACAUUGAAUGGAAGUCAAUCUAUUAAAGUCUUCCCUUUGGGACAGAAAUACAAAGUACACCAAUAUUGUAACUUAGAGGUCUUUAAUGCAGGAAAUAAUGGAUUUCAUCAUGUCUACUUUGUUCAUUAUGUUCAUACAUCCAUAUUA